Messenger RNA from Funneliformis mosseae, 156 nucleotides. The record is from the annotation of a GenBank genome assembly. NCBI's taxonomy places the organism in Eukaryota, Fungi, Glomeromycota, Glomeromycetes, Glomerales, Glomeraceae.
GUGCUCAUCACAAAACAGAAAUCGAAUAUUGAAUCUUGGAUUGACAAUCGAGAUAACCUCAUCGAAGACGUUCCUUAUGAUGGGCCGGAUGAUAUCGACAGGUAUCUAGGACAUGAAGAAUUUGAUGAUGAUUCUGGUUAUUAUUUGUGUGAUUAG